AUGGAGCGGUCAAAGGACGUCGAGACAUUUUCCAACUUCCUCAUGAUGAGCGUACAGCUGGCAAGCUGGUUUGCCAAGUACCAGUUCGUCAUUGUUCCCGUGGACCCCCUGAAAAUGGCCACCAUUACCAGAUGGAAGGCCAUGAACCCAAGGUGUGGGAGCAUCUUGAGGGGCGCGAACUGGUUUUUUUUGAACCAACGUCGCCCAGAAGCACGGUUCUUGUUUUUCAGAUUUAUCGCCCUCAUCCGAAUCAGGGAGCUCAACAAGAAGGGCUGGGAAGAGGUCUGGGCCAAGUACUACGGGUACAAGCCUUUCGCAACCCCAGGAAAGUACUUCCUACAACGAACUGGAAGGCUGCUGGCCCUGGCCGCGGCACACAGCGAGAUUAUCGCCCCUGAGGAGAUCGAACGACUUCUCCUAUUAACCGAAGUGGAAGGGAUCCCGCGGAUCCAAAUCCCAGAAGAGGACAUGCAAAGGGUAAAAGAGGAAGUCGUCGCUAAGAUUGCGUCACAUGACACAAUUAAGGACGAGGAGGAGGAUGGGGAGGAGGGGUAA
Sordaria macrospora k-hell is the source of this 555-nucleotide messenger RNA. RefSeq lists its product as uncharacterized. The record is from RefSeq and is a predicted model, not a curated record. NCBI's taxonomy places the organism in Eukaryota, Fungi, Ascomycota, Sordariomycetes, Sordariales, Sordariaceae.